UUUUCAGUAAUGAUAUUGGAGACUAUUACAAAUCAAGAUCUGCCUGUGAUCAAGUGUGUGUUAAUCAAUCAUAAGAACAAUGAUUCUGCAGUGGGGAAAUCACCAUUUCCCAAGGUUCCAGAAUCCCCAGAAGACCUUGGGUGUGCGCUGAGACCUGAGAGGGCAGGGGCAGUGUAUGAAGCUGCCACUGUGGUCGUGGACAUGUCUGCAUCCAUCACACUGCAAGUCCUGGUCACCACCCCGGGAAACAUUUCCUGUCUGUGGGUCUUUAAACACAGCUCUCUGGAUUGCCAGCCACACUUUGAUUUACUAAACAGAGGAGUUGUUUCCAUGGUCAUUUUGAAAAUGACAGAGACCCAAGCUGGAGAAUACCUGCUUUUUAUCCAGAGUGAAGUUACCAAUUAUACAAUAUUGUUUACAGUGAGUAUGAGAAAUACACUGCUCUACACAUUAAGAAGACCUUACUUUAGAAAACUGGAAGAUCAGGAUGCCCUGGUCUGUAUAUCCGAGAGUGUUCCAGAACCAACCGUGGAAUGGGUGUUCUGUGAUUCGCAGGGUGAAAGCUGUAAAGAAGAAAGCCCAGCUGUUGUUAAAAAGGAAGAAAAAGUACUUCAUGAAUUAUUUGGAACAGAUAUAAGGUGCUGUGCAAGAAAUGAACUGGGCAGAGAAUGUACCAAGCUGUUCACAAUAGAUCUAAAUCAAACUCCUCAAACCAUACUGCCCCAAUUAUUCUUGAAAGUGGGGGAACCCUUAUGGAUCAGGUGCAAAGCUGUUCAUGUGAACCAUGGAUUUGGACUCACCUGGGAAUUAGAAAACAAAGCCCUGGAAGAGGGCAACUACUUUGAGAUGAGUACCUAUUCAACAAACAGAACUAUGAUACGGAUUCUGUUUGCUUUUGUAUCAUCAGUGGGAAGAAACGACACUGGAUAUUACACUUGUUCUUCCUCAAAGCAUCCCAGUCAGUCCGCUUUGGUUACCAUCCUAGAAAAAGGAUUUAUAAAUGCUACCAAUUCAAGUGAAGAUUAUGAAAUUGAUCAAUAUGAAGAGUUUUGUUUUUCCGUCAAGUUUAAGGCAUACCCAGAAAUCCGAUGUUCAUGGACCUUCUCUCGAAAAUCAUUUCCUUGUGAACAAAGUGGCCUUGAAGAUGGAUACAGCAUAUCUAAAUUUUGCAACCAUAAGCACCAGCCAGGAGAAUAUAUAUUCUAUGCAGAAAAUGAUGAUGCUCAAUUCACCAAAAUGUUCACACUGAAUAUAAGAAGAAAACCUCAAGUGCUGGCCGAAGCAUCAGCAAGUCAAGCAUCUUGUUCCUCAGAUGGAUACCCAUUACCCUCUUGGACCUGGAAGAAAUGUUCAGACAAGUCUCUCAACUGCACAGAAGAAAUCACAGAAGGAGUCUGGAAUGAAAAGGCUAACAGAAAAGUGUUUGGACAGUGGGUAUCGAGCAGUACCCUAAAUAUGAGUGAGGCUGUGAAAGGGUUCCUGGUCAAAUGUUGUGCGUACAAUUCUGUGGGCACAUCUUGCGAAACAAUCCUUUUAAAUGCACCGGGUCCCUUCCCUUUCAUCCAAGACAACAUCUCAUUCUAUGCAACAAUUGGGCUUUGUCUUCCUUUCAUUGUUGUCCUAAUUAUGCUAAUUUGUCACAAGUACAAAAAGCAAUUUAGGUAUGAAAGCCAGCUGCAAAUGGUACAGGUGACUGGCUCAUUGGAUAAUGAAUACUACUACAUAGACUUCAGAGAAUAUGAAUAUGAUCUCAAAUGGGAGUUUCCAAGAGAAAACUUAGAGUUUGGAAAGGUGCUAGGAUCAGGUGCUUUUGGAAAAGUGAUGAAUGCAACAGCUUAUGGAAUUAGUAAAACGGGAGUCUCAAUCCAGGUUGCAGUUAAAAUGCUGAAAGAAAAAUCAGACAGUUCUGAAAGAGAAGCACUCAUGUCAGAGCUCAAAAUGCUGACUCACCUGGGGCACCAUGAGAAUAUAGUGAACCUGCUGGGGGCGUGUACACUGUCAGGACCAAUUUACUUGAUUUUUGAAUACUGUUGUUAUGGUGACCUUCUCAACUAUCUAAGAAAUAAAAGAGAAAAGUUUCACAGAACAUGGACAGAGAUUUUCAAAGAGCACAAUUUCAGUUUUUACCCUACUUUCCAAUCACAUCCAAAUUCCAGCAUGCCUGGUUCAAGAGAAGUUCAAAUACUCCAGGAUUUGGAUCAGAUAUCAGGGUUCAAUGGGAAUUCAACUCAUUCUGAAGAUGAAGUUGAAUAUGAAAACCAAAAGAGGCUAGAAGAAGAAGAGGACUUGAAUGUGCUUACAUUUGAAGAUCUUCUUUGCUUUGCUUAUCAAGUUGCCAAAGGGAUGGAAUUUCUGGAAUUUAAGUCGUGUGUUCACAGAGACCUGGCAGCCAGGAAUGUGCUGGUCACCCACGGGAAGGUGGUGAAGAUCUGUGACUUUGGACUGGCUCGAGAUAUCCUGAGUGAUUCCAACUACGUUGUCAGGGGCAAUGCGCGUCUGCCUGUGAAAUGGAUGGCUCCAGAGAGCUUAUUUGAAGGGAUCUACACGAUCAAGAGUGAUGUUUGGUCCUAUGGAAUACUACUCUGGGAGAUCUUCUCACUGGGUGUGAAUCCUUACCCUGGCAUUCCAGUCGAUGCUAACUUCUAUAAACUCAUUCAGAGUGGAUUUAAAAUGGAUCAGCCAUUUUAUGCUACAGAAGAAAUAUACUUUAUAAUGCAAUCCUGCUGGGCCUUUGACUCCAGGAAACGGCCGUCCUUCCCUAAUCUGACUUCCUCUUUAGGAUGUCAGCUGGCAGAUGCAGAAGAAGCGAUGUAUCAGAACAUGGAUGGCAGUAUUUCGGAACGUCCCUCCAUAUACCAAAACAGGAGACCUUAUGGCAGAGAGAUGGAUUCAGAGCUGCCCUCCCCACAGGCUCAGGUUGAAGAUUCAUAGAGAAACAAAUUAGUCUUAAGGACUUCAUCACACAUGGCAGACCCUAAACAGGCUGUAGAUUACCAAAACAAGACCAAUUCCAUCAUUAAAAGAAAAUAUAUUAUCAACUGCUGCUUCGCUGGACUUUUCUCUAGAAGCUGUCUGCAAUUACUCUUAUUUUCAACGGGACUUUUGUAAAAUUGGAUCAUCUCGUGCACAAGGUGGGAAGAACCAAUAAUUGGCUUUAUUGGUGUCCCUGCCUAUAUCCAAAGGCCUUGUCAGGCUGGAUUGAGGGAAAAGUGUACCUUAAAUAUAGUAUAAUCUUGUAAAUACAUAAAACAAAAGCAUUUUGCUAAGAAGCUAAUAUGAUUUUUUUAAAUCUAUGUUUUAAAAUAAUAUGUAACUUUUUCAGCCACUUAGU
This is a messenger RNA of Fukomys damarensis (Damara mole-rat), 3331 nucleotides long. It is a transcript of the gene Flt3, whose product is annotated as fms related receptor tyrosine kinase 3. The record is from RefSeq and is a predicted model, not a curated record. NCBI's taxonomy places the organism in Eukaryota, Metazoa, Chordata, Mammalia, Rodentia, Bathyergidae. The transcript is spliced from 23 exons. Gene Ontology annotation, molecular function: ATP binding; transmembrane receptor protein tyrosine kinase activity. Bases 10 to 2931 code for a protein of 973 amino acids. Gene Ontology annotation, cellular component: signaling receptor complex. Gene Ontology annotation, biological process: B cell differentiation; protein phosphorylation; cytokine-mediated signaling pathway.